GUCAGUCUAAACUAGGCUCCCGUCGUUAUUGGCAUCUUGCGCUGAGUAAUCAGGGUGAUUGAGUCGUUAAGUCAAAAGCGCUGUGACGACCUUUACGUGAAGUUUAAGUAUGAAAUGUGACAAAGACGAAACCUGACGCGAAUUGUAUACGCCCUUGGCGACGGUGGUCGCUCGAAGGGCUUGGCAUCUAAAUGCCGUAGAUGGGGUAAAACGUGGGGCGAUGGUACGACCAAACCUAGCGAGGAAGUGGGAGGUUUUGUGAGGGAAGUUCGUCUUGAAGUGUUUUUGCCCUUAGACAUUGCUGAUUGCAUGCUUUCUGUCAACCCGUACAUCGUAACGUCUGUUUAUUGACUGCGCACGGGUAAUUUACAGUUACUCGGGAUUUCACGGUCGGUAUGCAAAUCGGAAGAUAAGUACAUCAUAUAGGUGUAAUAUCUGAUUUUUGAGGAGAACCUCCAGUAAUUUGCCUUCUACAACAAUGUUUCCAGGUGCUGAAACAUCUGUAAACGUAGCAUAUUUGUACGUAAGUGACCAAAAGGUCAUCAGUAGUUAUCUUCACGGGAUUUAACUAGGUAAAAGGGCACCGGUCAGAUUUCAUUUACGUGCCCUUUACCCGAAUAACGAAGUCUAAUUGACACUAGUUGUUUUUGUUCUUUUCCUGUAUUGAACAAAGUGGUCUUUGAGUACAUAAAGGUGUCGUAUUUCUGGGAAGUAGCCGGUUUUUGGCUGAAUCUGUGUUUUUACGUGGAAUUUGAACCGCUUCAAGUAGCAUAAACUGGGGAAAGCGGAUUAUGCAAUUACGUCGGUGGGUAAAUACCCUGUAAUGGGGAAUAGCUAAACCCUUGUGACGUCAGGGCAUGCCCCCUGUUCAAACAAUGUAGCUUACAAAAGCAGCACAGGGACAACACCCGGCUCCUAACCUAUACCAUCAUCACAGCUCUGAAGUUUUAGCUCAUGUUGCGUCUCACCCCCGCUGAAGUUCUUUGCGACACACUGUCUCAUCGGUGUGCCCUGUCUCGCAGUUCUGCCAAGAUGCCCGGAUCUGUACCUGUGAGCGGGGAGGCCACCUGGCCGAAGAAUGUAGGCAUUAUCGCCCUAGAGGUCUACUUCCCGGCACAGUACGUCGAUCAGGAGGAGCUGGAGCAGUUUGACGGCGUGGCGGCAGGGAAGUACACGGUCGGCCUGGGUCAGGCCCGCAUGGGCUUUUGCUCAGACCGGGAGGACAUCAACUCACUGUGUCUGACGGUGGUGCAGCGGCUGAUGGAGAAGAACUGCCUGUCCUAUAACAGCAUCGGCCACCUGGAGGUCGGCACGGAAACCAUCAUCGACAAGUCCAAGUCGGUGAAGACUGUCCUCAUGCAGCUGUUCGAGGAGUCGGGCAACACGGACGUGGAAGGCGUGGACAGCACCAACGCCUGCUAUGGCGGUACGGCAGCACUUUUCAAUGCCGUCAACUGGGUGGAAUCCAGCUCCUGGGACGGUCGCUACGCUUUGGUGGUGGCGGGAGACAUCGCCGUUUAUGCCACAGGAUCCGCCAGGCCCACGGGGGGCGCGGGGGCAGUGGCUAUGCUAGUGGGCCCCAACGCUCCUCUAGCCUUUGACAGAGGCCUACGCGGGACACACAUGCAGCACGCCUAUGACUUCUACAAGCCGGACAUGGUGUCAGAGUACCCUAUGGUGGAUGGAAAACUGUCCAUCCAGUGCUACCUGAGCGCACUGGACAGGUGCUACACUGUGUACCGCAACAAGAUCCACGCUCAGUGGCAGAAAGAUGGCAUCGAUCGGCGUUUUGAUCUGGAAGACUUCGGCUACAUGAUCUUCCACUCCCCGUACUGCAAGCUGGUCCAGAAGUCGUUGGCCCGCCUGGUGCUGAAUGACUUCCUCAGCGACCCCAGCCCCAACACAGAAAGUGGCAUCUUCAGUGGUCUGGAAGCCUUUAGGGAAGUGAAGCCAGAGGAGACCUACUUCGAUCGGGAUGUGGAGAAGGCCUUCAUGAAGGCCAGUGCGGACAUGUUUGACCGCAAGACCAAGGCCUCGCUCCUCAUUUCCAACCAGAACGGCAACAUGUACACGCCGUCUGUCUAUGGCUGCCUGGCGUCUGUGGUAGCACAACACACGCCCCAGCAGCUGUCUGGUCAGCGCAUCGGCAUCUUCUCCUACGGCUCUGGCUUUGCCGCCACGCUUUACUCUAUCCGGGUGACUCAGGACGCCACGCCUGGAUCCGCCCUGGACAAGCUGGUGGCCAGCUUGUCAGACCUGCGGGCCAGACUGGAUUCCCGCGAGAAAGUGUCGCCGAGCAUGUUUGCUGACAUCAUGAAGCUGAGGGAGGAGACUCACCAUCUGGCAAACUAUACCCCCAAAGGCACUGUGACUGACCUGUUCCCUGGCACGUGGUACCUGACCCACGUCGACGAGAAACACCGCAGGCAGUAUGCUAGACGGUCCUCGGACGAGGACGGGCCCUUGGAAGCCGGGCUGGUCAGCUCCACUGCCACCACAGCAGAGCAUAUCCCCAGUCCAGCUAAGAAGAUGCCUCGGAUACCUGGCAACAGCACCAGUCCUGAAAUGGUCGCCUUUAGCAACGGGGAGCACUGAAUUUACCUCUGUGAGGUACAGAGUUUCAUGGUGGAAAGUGCCCUCAUGCAUUCUGAUCUGUGUUCAGUGUAUAUAUCACUGAACACUGAGAACCACAAGACUUCCCGCUGGUACUCGAUGUGUCCCAGGACCAUUUCAUUACAUGGAACACGGGACAUACUUACAAUGCACAGCUAUACCAGACUACAAUCCCCAGCACGCACCCUGCUGUGAACCUGCAGUGGUCUCUAGAGAAGGCUGCAUACCCUGCUUCAACAUUGUUUGUAUGUUUUUCAAACGGCAUCAUUUGUUGUUAAUCACCUUCAAGCAAACUGACCAAUGACCUCUUGUGGCCGAAUGUGGUAAGUGCACCUGACAAUGCGCACAUAGGACUGUUGCUCAACUCGGAGUCACCAACCGGAAACGAAAGCUUAAGCAAUAUGGCUGUGGAAGCCUCCCUCAUUUCCUUAUAAGGCAGUAAAGUCAUAUUCUUGACAUUCUACAUUACAUUCUAGGCAUGGUGUCAGAAUUUCACUUGUGACUGUAUAGUAGCAGUAUAUUAUCUCCUUGCUAGGUGGUUAGUGCAGGGAAAAGUGAAAGCAUUGAAUAGAAAUGUUAUAUUUACUGGGGUUCUGUAUUUGUAGCAUUCUUGCCAUGAUUUUAUAUUAUUUAUAUAUAUAUAUAUAUAUAUAAGUAGUGUAUAUAUAUAUAAUAUAAGAAUCACACAUUUCCUCCCUUGCAUAUUUUUGGGAUGGGCUUAUAUGUGUCUAUACUUAGCAUAUGGGGAUAAAAUCUAUUUCUAAACGGUGAGCUCAGCUGUUGAGAGAAAAAUGGUAAAUAGUGAGUUGUAAAACGCAAACGCAAAACGUUCAUCUCUAUGUUCAAAAUCGAAAGCUUGGCAAUAGUCAUCCCUCCCCCCCAUUCGUGCAUCAUGAGUAAAUCUAGAUUUGAGCUUUGAUUUGUUUUGGCGUCGAGAUUUUUCCAAGUCUCGACAGGCCACCUUAACGCGGCUGGUCCUCUGGAAAGGUGUACGUGUGGCGUUGCGGAAAGGGCUUCCUGCAGUCUCUGUCCCAUUUAGGGUGGGUGGCUGUGAGCGGGCUGCUUUCCCCCUGUCAUGGUCCCUCACCAUCAUUUGUGCCAAACCAUUAUGGCGGAUGUGGCAGAGGGGUGGGGGCACACUGUGUUACACCCACAUCCAGGUCCCGGUCCAGGCCGGAAUGCCGCUUGACUGUACGCUCUCCAUGGAUGCAUCUGCGUACAGCUGUCCGCCUUCUCGUCAGCCACGCGACCCACACGAGAUUUGGGUCGAGUCGAGUGAAGGGUUAGGUGGCCUGUGUGUCUCUCAGCCUUUAGCCUUAAGUUCCAAGGGCUUCACAGCAGACUGUUCUGUAUAACUGAGGAUGCAUCAGUGACAGAAGUGAUGCAUUUUUCAUUAGCCCCCCCCCCCCCCCCGCCAAGUUUGAUGGUUGACUGUCCAUCGGUUAGCUAACUGGAGUGCCGUAGUUGAAGGCGCCCAAGAGGGUAGAGGUUUCCCUGACCUUGCCAAGUCUUUCUUUCAUGCUGUAAGAAGUGGGGGAGGCUUAGCAGGAAGCACAUCUGUCACUAGGGGGCAGUGCUGGACUCGUUUUUUUUUUGUUUUUUUUAAAUGAAUCAAUAGCCAUUUAUUUUAACCUUCCCAUCCCCCGAAUGCUGACCAAGAGACUCUGAACUAUAACUGCUAUGAGCAACAGGGCAGACGAAUUGCCUCAGAUGGUCAGUCGGCAUGCCGCUGAACUUUCAAGAAGCCUUACUGCAAGCAUGUACUAAAGGUAUUAAAGUAAAUAAAUAAAUAUAUGGUGUUAAUGUACAGAUUUUUUAAUUUUGUAGCUAAGCAGAUUUACCUCCUAAGGUUAUAUCUUGAAAAGGCUUAUGUUUACAAAUAGAUUCUCUCAAGUCAGAUCAAUUUUGGCAAGUCAUGUACAGUACUGACAGUAAAACUAUUUAUAUAUGUAGAGUACAUUGGUAUCUGAUUUCAUUUUUUCCCCAAGAAUUUUAGGGAAAAAAGCAGAUGCAUAAAAUAUGAACUGAAAAAUAAACAUGUUCCUUUAAA
Molecule: messenger RNA, 4663 nt
Organism: Brienomyrus brachyistius
Lineage: Eukaryota; Metazoa; Chordata; Actinopteri; Osteoglossiformes; Mormyridae
Gene: hmgcs1
Product: 3-hydroxy-3-methylglutaryl-CoA synthase 1 (soluble)
Exons: 9
Coding region: 955-2595 (546 amino acids)
Biological process (GO): acetyl-CoA metabolic process
Molecular function (GO): hydroxymethylglutaryl-CoA synthase activity
Source: RefSeq, a predicted model, not a curated record